Molecule: messenger RNA, 1158 nt
Organism: Racocetra fulgida
Lineage: Eukaryota; Fungi; Glomeromycota; Glomeromycetes; Diversisporales; Gigasporaceae
Source: the annotation of a GenBank genome assembly
AUGACUUCUAAUGGUUCCACAAUUACUAAGGAUGGACUUUCAAACGUUAACGUAACUGCAGCUCUUGACGUUGAAGGUAACGUUCCUCUGGAGAGUGUUCAACUCGAUGGACUGGUAGUUUUAAAAAUAAUUAAACAUUGUCGAGAAUUUUUUCCUAGUCCAGUUACUGGUCAACUUCUCGGGCUUGAUGUGAAUGGUGUCCUGGAAGUGACUAACUGCUUUCCUUUCCCUGGAUCAAAGCCCGAUGACGAGAAUGAAAUUGUAGAUGGUGCUCGAUAUCAAGUAGAUAUGAUGCGGUGUCUCCGCGAUGUCAACGUAGAUCAUAAUACUGUUGGAUGGUAUCAAUCGACAUAUCUAGGAUCUUUCGUAACGCAUAAAUUGAUUGAGACUCAAUACAAUUAUCAACAAACAUUUAACAACAAGAGCGUGGUCAUUGUGCAUGAUGUUUCUCGGUCAACACAUGGAAAUCUAUCUCUCCGUGCUUUUAGAUUUACUCAAGCGUUUAUGGAGGCACAGAAAGAUGGAAAAUUUACCACCGAAUCACUUAUAAAGAACAAACUCACUUUUUCCACUAUUUUUGAAGAACUUCCCAUUACGAUUAAAAAUUCCCACUUAGUGACUGCACUUCUUCACUCAUUGGAUGAUUAUGAACAUGUUAUUCCAAAAGCUUCCUCGUUAGAUAAGGAGACUGUAGUUGGUCCUUUGACCCCCAAUUUUGAUACACUGGAAUUAAGCCUCGACCCAUAUAUUGAAAAAAAUUUGGAAUUUUUAUUGGAGGCAGUAGAAGAACAUAGUCAGGAACAAAGCAACUUUGCAUUUUGGCAAAGAAGCGUUGUUAGGGAGCAAACUAAGAUGCAGGCUGCUCUACAAAAGAGAGUAUGUAUUUUAACAAUUUUAUAUUUUAUAACAUUUCAUUCGUCAAAAUUUAAUGACUUUGUUCAUUUUAAAAAGAAACAAGAAAAUACACAUCGUAUUUCUUCUGGGCAGGAGCCUCUUCCGGAAGAAGAUAUUAUAAAGUCGUUUAAAUUUCCACCUGAGCCAUCAAGAUUAGAUUCUUUAUUAAUUACCUCUCAAAUUAAUAAUUAUUGUAAACAAUUAAAUCAAUAUGCUGGACCAACACUUGGAAAACUUUUUGUGGCUGGAGAAUUUCAAAAAUAA